Molecule: messenger RNA, 2162 nt
Organism: Colossoma macropomum (tambaqui)
Lineage: Eukaryota; Metazoa; Chordata; Actinopteri; Characiformes; Serrasalmidae
Gene: ca10a
Product: carbonic anhydrase Xa
Exons: 9
Coding region: 353-1336 (327 amino acids)
Molecular function (GO): carbonate dehydratase activity; zinc ion binding
Source: RefSeq, a predicted model, not a curated record
UCUCCCUCCGUGUUGGAUCAGAUGAGCGGGUGCAUCAUGGCCGUGGCGCGCGGGCUGCGUCUCGCUUUCCCGGGAAGGUAAAGGCUCUGUGGGGAGCGCGCUGCUUUUUGUUUGAAUCGCUUUUUUGGAUGGAGGUUUCUGUGGGACGAGGCGAAGCGUCGUGUGAAGUGGCCGCGCUGAGGAUUUCUGGUCGAAGUUUUGCAGUGUGUGGAUUUUAGCCGUGGCUUCAGCAAUGAGCCUGCCAUGUGUGUGCUGAGGAGAGAGCCUGGAGGAAGGAGCGCGCGCCGCAUCUGCCACUGAUCACCCCGCCUCCCCGUUCCCGAGCGCGAUGUACCUGGAAUGAAGAGAAACCAUGGAUAUUAUCUGGGAACUAUUUCUUAUUCUGCAAGCCAAUCUCAUCGUGUGUACUACAGCUCAGCCAAAUCCAAAAAUUCACGAGGGAUGGUGGGCAUACAAAGAGGUCGUACAAGGGAGCUUUGUUCCAGUUCCGUCUUUCUGGGGGCUGGUGAAUUCAGCCUGGAAUCUGUGUUCAGUGGGGAAGAGGCAGUCUCCAGUGAAUAUUGAGACCAGCCAUAUGAUAUUUGACCCCUUUCUGACACCACUGAGGCUCAACACCGGGGGCAGGAAGGUGGGAGGGACCAUGUACAACACUGGCCGCCAUGUCUCGCUGCGAUUGGAUAAGGAACACUUGGUGAACAUCUCCGGCGGACCAAUGACGUACAGCCACCGGCUGGAAGAAAUCAGGUUACACUUUGGCAGUGAAGAUGGCCAGGGCUCUGAGCAUCUCCUCAACGGCCAAGCCUUCUCCGGGGAGGUUCAACUAAUACAUUACAACCAUGAGCUGUAUACAAAUUAUACGGAAGCUGCAAAGAGUCCAAAUGGGUUGGUGAUAGUGUCUAUAUUCAUGAAGAUAUCCGAGACUUCAAAUUCAUUUCUGAAUCGAAUGCUGAACAGAGAUACCAUCACAAGAAUAACAUACAAGAAUGAUGCUUAUUUACUGUCGGGGCUAAACAUUGAGGAGGUGUAUCCAGAAACAUCAAGUUUUAUUACCUAUGAAGGAUCGAUGACCAUCCCUCCAUGCUUUGAAACUGCAACUUGGAUCCUUAUGAACAAGCCUAUAUAUGUCACAAAAAUGCAGAUGCAUUCCAUGCGGUUGCUCAGCCAGAAUCAGCCCUCGCAGAUCUUCCUCAGUAUGAGCGAUAACGUGCGUCCGGUCCAGCCGCUGAACAACCGCUGCAUCCGCACCAACAUCAACUUCAGCAUGCAAGGGAAGGACUGUCCCAACAACAGGGCUCAGAAGCUGCAGUACCGAGUGAAUGAAUGGCUGCUGAAAUAGAUCCCUUUCAUGGAUAAACCCAAAUAUAAGACAUAUAGGGAAAGGAAUGGAGAAAGACAUCGGAGGACCAGGAAAGACUCGAGACUGCAUCACAUUUGUCCUGCCAGAUUAAGUCAUGACAUUGUAAAGAAAAAAAAAAUACAUAAGAAGAAAAAAGAAACCUCAGCGAUAAGAGACUUUGCACUGUUGGCAAAGAGACUCAGUUUCAUACAUCAACUCAAAACCAGUGAAGUACAAAUAUAACUAUACAAAUGUUUUGAUACUUACCUUUUUUUGGUGGAAAGAAAAAAAAAAAGUGAAAAACAUACAAAGUUUGAAACAUUUAUUUCAUAGUCGCUUCACAAAAUGGAACUAAAGAUGACUUUUUAGCCUUUGUAUAUAUGGAUACCUUAUUCGAAGCGUGCAAAAGGGGACGGACAGUGAGCCAACGUUGCAGAAUGGAAACAUCCUUGAUUCAUAAUUGCAUUGUCUAUCAUAAUUCUGGGGCACAGCGGAGAGGACGGUGGAACGGCAGCCGCUCUGUGUCGACUUUGAAAGAUGAAAAUCAUGUUAAAGAAGAAUGUGCGUCGUCUGUACGACAAUGCGUGUCCUGGCUUGUAAAUAGAAUUAUUCAUGCUGAAGAUUAAUAUGUAAAGAUACAAAUAAACAUUUAAAAAAUAUAUCAGAGGGGAAAAAUAAAUGGAAAAAAAAAAGUUGAAUAUUUUACGCUUGGCGCACUUUGAAUUUCUGGAGCAGAGCUGAUGCCUUUUUUCUGUUUUAUUGUUUACAAUGGUCAUACACUGUGUUUGUUUAAUGUUAUCGGCCCAAUAAAUGUGUUUGGAAAGUC